UUCUAUUUUUCCCUACGCUGUUGCACCAAUGUGUACAGUGUAUAUCUGCCGAUAUGUCUCAUACCUGUGUGAGGUUUAUUCUUCACUAACACAUAAUUCCUGCAAAAGUAUUAAACCCGUCUUUAUUUACCCAUGGUGCCUUGCCCUCUAAUAGCCACUGGUGAUGCUGGGCUCCACGCUCUCUCUCCACUUAUCUAGAACUUUAAUGCAAAUGUUUCAGAAACGUCUUGCCAUUCAUUUGCAUUUAAACAAAUGAUAAAGGUCACUUCAAAAACUGCUGUGCCAUCCACAGGUGUAAAAGUCCUGUGGAGAGGAAUGCUUCCUGACAAUGUUAUGAUGUGCAUUCUCCGUCCUACUCAUCCAUACUUACGGGUACAGACAGCAUUUUCACAAGGCACCCUGAAACUUUUGGCACCAUGGAAACCGAGUACUCCAGGCGAGUUUACCAGGGGGUAAGGGUGAAGCACACAGUCAAAGACCUACUGGCUGAGAAACGAUCACGACAGACGAGUGGACCACGCUACAAUGGAGCAGGUUCUCAGCAGUCAUUUGUUCCAAUGCAAGGCCCCCAUAUGCUCCCCAGUUACUACAGCAUGAGGAGGUCUUUCAUCUCUGACAGCGAGUUUCCCCCCUCGGGCAAACAGUUCUCCACAGACAUCUAUACCUCAUCGCUAGGGGGCAAACCUCUCUCCUGUGACACCACGGCCAUGUCCGGCUACCCUUUCAUUGAUGGUUACUAUCCGGAGUCGUUUGGAGACUACCGCAAUACUGCCCUGACCACUGGGGGGAGCACUAUGUUCACCCCUUCUGCAUUGUCCUCUCUACUGCCACCCUUUGGCACAGAACCCUCCCAGCUACUAAUGAGGGAGUCAUGGGAGCCGGCUGGAUCUGAAGCAGUGGCUCAGGUGGACGCUUUGUCUGGCGAGGGUUUGCCACCGGAGACCAUGCCCACCUCCCUAACCGGCACAGAGUCAGGAAGCUCCUCACAGUGUCCGUCUCCGCCACGCGGCGCCAGCAUGCCACCCCCCCAACCAUAUCCCCUAUACCCUUUGGACGAGGCCCACUACCCAGGCCUCUACCAGCCUCCCUCCAGCUUUCCCUGUGCUCCCUAUAUGACUGCAUCCAGUGACUAUGCCACCAAAAUGGUCCCACUGUCGACCGAGGAGUCCGAGAACGCUCCGCCAACGCUCAGUGACAACUCCCCGUGGGCGAAGAGCGAUGUAAAUAGCACUUGGUCUCCCUAUGAGCUCCGCAGAACCUUCUGAGACACUCAGGAACAGGACCUGGAGGCCACCUAGACAUGCAAGACCACCAACAAUCUGGCAUCAGCUGAUCACUCUUUCCUUAUUGUUUCUUGAAUGCAUCAGUCAUUACAUGACAUUACACUGAUAAGUCACUGCAUAUAUUCUAGAAUCAUUUAGACAGGAAGUGGAUGAGUACUUUCAAAAUUCAACUUGGCUGGCCUUAGAAUGAUUCAUCUGGCUAGAUACUUUGUAAAAAUGUUUCUUUAGCAGCUUUAUAUCAGGUCUAUUUCAGGUCACCUUACAUUUACCUUGAAUUAGUAGUCUUUACUAUUUACAAAUGAACAGGAUUAUUUGAACAUUUUAAUGUAGUUGUAAUGUAAGACAGAAUGAACUGCUGAUAACUUCAGUACAAUGUAAAUACAUGCUCUGCUUGGAGCCCUUACUGACUAUCUCUACUGUAAGAGACAUUUUUUGGAAAGAAAUAUGGAGAGAUAUUCAUAGUGGAACAACAGUUUGAUACUCAGUAAAUAAUAAUAAUAACAAACAGCAAUAAUAAUAAUGUAGCUUCCUCUUUUGUAUUGUGUGUUGUAAUGUUGUUUAUGGUGUUUAAUUAUUUGAUGCUUGAUGGCAUUUGUGUGCGGUAACAGCGUUUAAUAAACAUCUCCAG
Messenger RNA from Clupea harengus (Atlantic herring), 1911 nucleotides. RefSeq names its product POU class 2 homeobox associating factor 2a (gene pou2af2a). Gene Ontology annotation, cellular component: nucleus. NCBI's taxonomy places the organism in Eukaryota, Metazoa, Chordata, Actinopteri, Clupeiformes, Clupeidae. Gene Ontology annotation, molecular function: POU domain binding; transcription coactivator activity; sequence-specific DNA binding. The record is from RefSeq and is a predicted model, not a curated record.